Anopheles coustani is the source of this 2849-nucleotide messenger RNA. RefSeq names its product serine/arginine repetitive matrix protein 1. The record is from RefSeq and is a predicted model, not a curated record. The transcript is spliced from 7 exons. Lineage: Eukaryota; Metazoa; Arthropoda; Insecta; Diptera; Culicidae. Bases 383 to 2308 code for a protein of 641 amino acids.
CUAGACAUCCGUGAUACGCAAACUUUGUCGUCCGAUUUUCCGGUGAAAUACGGUUCCGUUCGUUUACCAAACGCACUUACGUUGGAGUGGAAAACAUUGAAACUAAAAGCAUUGCGUGAUUGGAUUGAACGUGCAUUAUCGUCGCGAGAAAAAUAGGAAGCCAGCACAUUUCUUUUCCCCUCGACGAAAUAAAAUAAACAAUUCCAACGGAAAGGAAGACGCUGAGAAAAUACGUCACUGGCGAAAGAGGUCGUGAUUACUUUGUGCCAUCAUCAACAACACGGACGAAACGGGAGAGAAGAGUUUCACGGGUGCAUUAAAAUCGUUUUUGUGCGUGUUUGAUCGUCAGUUGUUGGUGCGUUACCGGGUUGUCCGUUAAUUGAUGUCCCUUCGUCGUCGCGAUUUAAGCCCCCCUCCGCGCGGGGGUGGCGGCGGCCGCGGGAGUCCACCAAGUAGCAAACUGCGCAUGGAUCGAAAUCCAAGUCGUGCGAAGAUUACCGAUCCAAGCAAUCCGGCGGGCAAGAGGAAGGAAAUUGACAAUGUAAUGAAGAAAGCUCGUGCAUUUCCCAACGAAACCUGGGACAAAAAACUGCUCGAGGCCGAAGAAAAGGAUCCUAACCGUUGGCGCCACACCGGUUACAAAAAAAUGUACAUUGAAGAUGACCCUAGCAGCUCCGAUUCGGAUCACGGCGGACGUGGCGGUUUGGGUGGUCGCUAUGGAAACGGUAGACGUAGCCGUUCGCCACGAUCACCGCGUCCAUCGCAUCGCCGCUCGCCGUCCCCACUGCCGCCCAUGCGUAAACGGCACAUUUCGCCACCUUCGCCGGGCCCGAUGCGCCGUCGGUCACCGUCGCCCGCAAUGAUGGGUCGUAAGCCACCGCCAAUGGAGCCUAAGCGCCGUCCACGAUCACCAUCACCGCCGUCACGUAUGGGGCGCAAAUCACCAAUGCGGAUGAUGCGCCGGCCAGCUUCACCCGGCGAUAUGCGCCGUCGGUCACCGCCGCUCGGUAUGGGUCCGGACUCACCACGCAGACCGCCUCGUCGUAUGUCACCCCACCAUUUGGGACCACCGCUAUCAAAGGGCGGCGGUGGUGGUGGUCGGCUUCCACCUGUGCCUCGCUCCAAGAGACCCCCUUCACCUCCUCCUAGGAUGAGUCGUUCGGCAUCGAUGAGCAGUUGUUCGGACGAUUCUUGCUCCGCCUGCUCCGUCGACGAUCACCGACGCCGUCGUCGUUCUAGAUCUCGGUCGUUCUCGCAUCCGCGUCCGCGUGCUCGUUCUCCGCCGCACAACAACGGUUCGAAAGGCCUCCGGCGCGAAGGCCUCGCGGGCAAUCAUGAAAGUCGGCUGCGCCCGAUGAGUCCCCCGCCGGUAGAUCCGCGCCGAAAGCAUCCACCACCACCGGUGGAACCAUUGUCGAAGGGUCAUCGAGGUCUCGAGAAGGAUCCACGUGAUCGUCCAUCCCGCUCGAUUCCACAGCCAACGAUUCCUGAACAGCGAGCACGUCGCCCACAGACACCGGACUCGGAUCGUGCCAUUUCGCCUCCAAAGCGAAGCUCUAAGCACACCAGCAAAAUUGUGAAUGCCGGUCCGCCGCCGGAAGAUUCACGUCCCGUAAAGGUUCGGUCAUCGAAGCAGCCACCACCGCCAGAAGUCCCGGCCAACGGGUAUGAAGCGGGCAGUUCAUCACAGACCGCCGGCACCAGCUCAUCUAACCCGGCUGGACACAAAAAGCACCACAAGGACAAGGGAACCGAGAAGUUACGCGCACGGGUCAAAAUUGAAGGUGAACCAAAGCAACGGGCCCGGCCCCGUUCGCCCUCCAGUGGUUCGGAGGAAUCAAGCAGCAGCGAAAGCUCGUUGCCACGGUUUACGGCCACCACGCGCAUGACACUUUCCGAGCGUUUCGGCAAGAUGGCACAGUGGAGCGUCGACCGAUCGAACAUGGAGAAUAUGCGUAUCACGAAGAAUUCGUCCGGUGGCGAUCUGAAGGUGAUGAUCGAGGAGGAUCUCGAAGCCCCACCAACUCGAUACACUUAUUCGCCGGCGCCGGCCGGACACUUCCCAGAGGAGCUUAUGACGACUGGACCUAGCGGACUGUCCUCCUGGGAUGACGUGCGUGUGCGAUACGAAUACUACAAAGGUCGUGGAUAUCUGCGUGACCUUGACCUACAGGACUACAUCAAGUGGGAGGAAUGGUGGUACAAGUACCAGGAAUGGCUAAAACAGGAACGCUACUACGAGCUGUGGGAGCGCUCUCAGAUGAACCGCCGUCGGAAGAAGCUUCCCAUUUCCCAGCGACUUAAUUAGGGAGAGGGUUUCGGAUUCUUUUGAUUUAAUCUCCAGGGCGUAAUGUUGGCGCUUCGCCAAUCAUUUCGUCCAGUUUUGUGAGUGCACUGUACCCGUGGGUUCAUCACGUAACUCACAUUUGUACCGUGUGCACACAGAAGAAGUGACAAAAUAACAAUGAUGUCUACCUAAUGUCCGAAUGACCGCCCAAUCGUGCAGCAUAGAUGUUAAUGUUGAUUUGAGUGUUGCAUCGUCGAUGCAUUUUUUUCAUUAUUUUCUAUUUAAUCCAUGUUUGACUUCUUUCAUCAGGCAAACGUAUUUUUGUUUAUGUUGCAAUACAGGGAGAACGGUUUGAGAAGUAGUAGAGUGUCAGCGAAUGAGCACAAUUCAUUUUAGGUAAAUUUUCAUAUUUGACUAAACUAAUAAGAAAAACGAAUUAACGUUUCGUUAUCAAGGUGGAAUCGAUUUAACAAACAUUGCGAAUCGGUAUGCUUUCUCAUGAUUACUGUCGAUGGUGUAAAAAAUAGUAGCCUCGAGGUGAAAUACAAAAUUUCGCAAAAGA